AACUAAAGAAAGAAAGAUGGGAUGUUCAGAAACUAAACUAGCUGAGUCCAAAGCUCGGUGGCGAUCGACUGGAAUUGUUUCCUUACGUGACGCUAAAUUGAAGAAAUUUCCCGAUGAAGUUCUUGAUCUGGACAAAUCUGUGCGAACUCUCGAUUUAACGCAAAAUAAAUUAGUUGAAGUUCCUAUGGAGAUCAGCAAACUAGUCAACAUGCAGCGACUGAUAUUAGCCUCUAAUCAUAUUCAGGGAUUACCUAGUGUUCUGGGGAAGCUUCAGUCUCUGAAAGUUAUGGUACUCGAUGGGAACCGAAUUACUUCUUUGCCAGAUGAAUUGGGUGAGCUGGCAAGACUCGAGAAGUUAUCGAUUUCUGGAAAUAUGCUAACUUCCUUACCCGAGGCUAUUGGCAGGUUGCGCAAUUUGUCGCUGCUUAAUGUGUCUAGUAACAAGUUAAAGAAUCUUCCUGAAUCAGUUGGGAGUUGUUCUUCUUUGGAAGAACUGCAAGCAAAUGAUAAUCUUAUCGAAGAACUUCCUGAAUCUAUUUGCAACCUUGUUCAUCUAAAGUCACUUAGCUUAAACAAUAACAAAGUCAUCCAGAUACCUCCUAAAAUAUUGAAAAACUGCAAAGCUCUCCAGAAUUUCUCACUUCAUGAUAACCCGAUUUCGAUGUCUCAGUUUCAGCAAAUGGAUGGAUUUGAAGAAUUCGAAGAAAGGAGGAAGAAGAAGUUCGACAAGCUACUUGACUCGAAUAUAAUGCUCGGUUCCAAAGGCCUUGAUGAGGGUCUUGAUCUAUAACUCCAUUGCAUUGGAUCUUCUGGUAAGA
Hibiscus syriacus is the source of this 818-nucleotide messenger RNA. Its product is annotated as plant intracellular Ras-group-related LRR protein 7-like. Lineage: Eukaryota; Viridiplantae; Streptophyta; Magnoliopsida; Malvales; Malvaceae. The transcript has 9 exons. Bases 17 to 790 code for a protein of 257 amino acids. The record is from RefSeq and is a predicted model, not a curated record. Gene Ontology annotation, molecular function: protein binding.